Messenger RNA from Gastrolobium bilobum, 1615 nucleotides. RefSeq names its product repetitive proline-rich cell wall protein 2-like. The coding region runs from base 40 to 1404 and encodes 454 amino acids. The transcript has 2 exons. Lineage: Eukaryota; Viridiplantae; Streptophyta; Magnoliopsida; Fabales; Fabaceae. Gene Ontology annotation, molecular function: structural constituent of cell wall. Gene Ontology annotation, cellular component: extracellular region. The record is from RefSeq and is a predicted model, not a curated record.
AUCAAUCUAAGUUUAUUAUGCAUCAGCCCCAAAAUCAGUAUGGCUUCCUUAUCCAUGCUAGUGCUGCUUCUUGUAGCUCUAAUCCUCACCCCUCAAGGGCUUGCUAAUUAUUACAAGCCUCCUGAGUAUAAACCUCCAAUUGAGAAACCACCAGUGUACAAGUCACCUGUUUAUAAACCACCAGUUUAUAAGCCACCUAUUGAGAAACCGCCAGUGUACAAGCCACCUGUUUAUAAGCCACCACUUGAGAAACCACCAGUAUACAAGCCACCUGUUUAUAAGCCACCAAUUGAGAAACCACCAGUAUACAACCCACCUGUUUAUAAGCCCCCGUAUAAGAAGCCUCCGUAUGGCAAGUACCCUCCAGCUGAAGAAAACACCCAUUUCAUCAAUCUAAGUUUGUUAUGCAUCAGCCCCAAAAUCAAUAUGGCUUCCUUAUCCAUGCUAGUGUUGCUCCUUGUAGCUCUAAUCAUCAUCCCUCAAGGGCUUGCUGAGUAUAAACCUCCAAUUGAGAAACCACCAGUAUACAUGCCACCACUUGAGAAACCACCAGUAUACAAGCCACCUUUUUAUAAGCCACCAACUGAGAAACCACCAGUGUACAACCCACCACUUGAGAAAGCACCAAUAUAUAAGCCACCAAUUGAGAAGACACCAGUGUACAACCCACCACUUGAGAAAUCACCAGCAUACAAGCCACCUGUUUAUAAGGCACCAAUUGAGAAACCACCAGUGUACCAGCCAUCACUUGAGAAACCACCGGUAUACAAGCCACCUGUUUAUAAGGCACCAAUUGAGAAACCACCAGUGUACCAGCCACCACUUGAGAAACCACCAGCAUAUAAGCCACCUGUUUAUAAGGCACCAAUUGAGAAACCACCAGUGUACCAACCACCACUUGAGAAAUCACCAGUAUACAAGCCACCUGUUUAUGAGGCACCAAAUGAGAAACCACCAGUGUACAACCCAUCACUUGAGAAAGCACCAGUAUACAACCCACCAAUUGAGAAGCCACCAGUGUACAUGCCACCACUUGAGAAAUCACCAGCAUACAAGCCACCUGUUUAUAAGCCACCAAUUGAGAAACCACCAGUGUACAACCCACCACUUGAGAAAUCACCAGUAUACAAGCCACCUGUUUAUAAGCCACCAAUUGAGAAGCCACCAGUGUACAUGCCACCACUUGAGAGAUCACCAGCAUACAAGCCACCUGUUUAUAAGCCACCAAUUGAGAAGCCACCAGUGUACAUGCCACCACUUGAGAAAUCACCAGCAUACAAGCCACCUGUUUAUAAGUCACCAAUUGAGAAACCACUCGUAUACAACCCACCUGCUUAUGAGCCCCCAUAUAAGAAGGCUCCUUAUGGCAAGUACCCUCCAGCUGAAGAAAACACCCAUUUCUAAAGCAUGCAAAGGAGUCAAAUUAACUACUUAUCUACUAAAUAAGGUCCAGUUACCAUUGCUUCGUUUUCUAGUAUCCUAAAUAGUAUUCUUGGCUUCUGCAUUUCAAUAAUUUGUAAACUCUAUGGCCAAGCCGUAGCAUCAUAUAUGUCUGUGAAUGAAAAUCAGUGUAAUGCUCUGUACUCCACAUUAUGAAUAAAAGAAUUUUAUGAUA